AUGCUCCGUGGGGUCUCUACGGCCGGGAGCGGCGGAGGCUGCGCAAGUGCCGGGUCCCACCGCAGCCGAGGGUGCGAGGAGCUCGGCGCUAGGGCCCCUGGGCCUCGGGGAGACCGGCAGCCGCCGCCCCCAGGGACCGGAGGGGAUGAGGGCCCUGGCGCCGGCUCGGCUUCGGCGGGCGGCUCUAGGCUGGCGGCGGCGGCCCCCGGGGACAAGCCUUUGUGCUGGGCCCCGCGCGGACGCCUCCCGGCUUCAUCCCCAGCCGGGGAGGCAGGCUCCCGGGGCAGGGCGAGGCGGGGAGGGUCCCCGUCCGGGGCGCUGUGCAGAGGCCUCGCGGGGCCGCCGAUUAGGCCCGGGCUCGCCAGGUCCUAA
Molecule: messenger RNA, 372 nt
Organism: Puma concolor (puma)
Lineage: Eukaryota; Metazoa; Chordata; Mammalia; Carnivora; Felidae
Source: RefSeq, a predicted model, not a curated record